Mesorhabditis spiculigera is the source of this 2007-nucleotide messenger RNA. The record is from the annotation of a GenBank genome assembly. Lineage: Eukaryota; Metazoa; Nematoda; Chromadorea; Rhabditida; Rhabditidae.
AUGACCGACAAUAAUUCAAACAUCACCGCCUUCAAACAGGACUUUACGGGCAAAAGGAAGUCUAACAUCUGGCGUCAUGCCCUUAUGCCAAUGGAUGGGCGCGCGGAGUGUGUUCAUUGUGGAAAGAAGAUCACGUGCAGCGGUGGAUCAACAACAGGCUUGAGGAAGCACCUAUAUGCCAAACACAGCGAGGCUAUGAAGGAUCUCGAUGAAUCUGGACAGGAGCCAGAGACAACGCCCAAGAAAAAGACUCGGCUUGGACCUGAACCCAACAACUAUCAAGCAAAAUGCGAAAGGGCCGUCCUAGAAUUUCUCGUGGCGAACAGCAUCAGUUUUAACGUGGUGGAUUCGCCCGAAUUUCGGAAUCUGACCGAUCUCUUGAGUGGAUUCAAGUUCAAACCGCCGACGCGUGCCAGAGUUAGCCAAGAACUACUCGAUCAGGAGUAUGCGCAAUAUACCCAAAACCUGCGAUCUGAGCUCAGUGACACCCCAGACAUCGGGCUGAGUUGUGAUGGCUGGAGUUCGAAAGGAAAUAUAAUGUCAUUGCAUUGUGUUUACGCACAUUACGUUGAUGGGCAAGGUGAAAGACACAGCCGCUUACUGGGCCUCAGCGACAUGUCUAACGAGGAACACACUUCGGAUAAUAUUUUACAGCAUGUGACUGCGAUGCUCGAGCUUUAUGACAUCCCUGCACACAAAAUCCGUUCGGUUACCAGCGAUGGGGCCUCUAAUGAGAGAAGAUUCGCAUUGGACCUAUGUGACAGAGGCUUCAAACAAUCCGGCUGGGUGCAUUGUCUUGCUCACCUUUUGCAACUAAUCGUAAAUGCUGGGCUCAAAGAUGAGGGAUUGAAACUGAUUCUACUCAAAGUCCGCAAGAUUAUGAAGUUAAUCAAGAAGUCGCGCCCUUGGAAAAUAGCUUUCGAAGAAGCUCAACAGAAGUUUGGCAAGGCCGUGCAUCGAGCACUAAUGGACUGUGACACACGGUGGAAUACGAGCUGCGAACUCUUAGAGUUCUACAUUGAUAAGGAAUCGGCCCUACGCUUAAUGCGAGAUGAAAUGCGAUGCGUCUCGAACCGACACACGGUUCUUUUGCUGAAUGCAGAAGAAAAGGCCACCAUGAGCCAACGAGCAGCCACCAUUUUCGACUAUCUGUAUAUCAUGACGACGCUGGAUAAGGGAUUAAAAAGGGGAAAAGCGCCGGACUCGCCAACGGCUGCCCGUAUACACGCGACAAUUUCCGGCGAGUUAAGCGCUCGGCUGAAGACGGCGCGUGAAAACAAGCUGGUCCUCGCUGCUGCGGCGCUGAAUCCCUUGGUCCGGCACAGCGAUAUUUUGUUCGAGGAAGAGGAACACCGGGAGCACGAUGCUGCCCUUCUGGCGCUAAUACAAGGUAUCUGCGAACAGAACCCGAACCUUGAAAGGAUCGACGAAAGGGAACCGGCGACAAGCAAGAUGAGCGGGACGCGUGAUGAUGGUAUACUGGAGCUCUUGUUGGCCACUCCGAGCACUAGUCGAAAAUUCGCCGUGGAAACGCUAUCGAAUCUGGAGCAGCAAUAUGCCGAAAAUUUGACCGCCUUCGACCGUUUGAUCUCCCGACAACCAGCUCCAAACUAUAUGCAGAUGGGAGAUUAUAUGGUGCAAAUUUGGAAGCGCGCCGCCGUGUGCCCCUUAUUCCAAAGCCGCGCCGGCCUGCUCUACGCCAAUCCCAGGCGUAAUCGCCUAGGAGCGAAAAGAUGCGAAAAGUUGCUGCUGGUCGGACAUCAACUGGCAGAACGACGAUUUCGACCAGAAAGUGAUAUUCCGGGCCCGGAUGCUGCCAGUUAUCCCGCACUGUCCGCACUCGCCGUAGAGGAUCUAUGUCUGGAAAAUGCGAUUGAUGGUGACGAGGGGUUAUCAGCCAUUGUUCAAGAGCUCCUGGGCAAGGAAGAAGAAUACGCGGUCGAUGGAGACGAACCGGAUACAGAUUGGGAAUAUGAUAAUAAUAAUUCACUGGAUCUUUUUGUUGGU